CCUCCCCUGCUCGCGGUGUGACCCCGGCGUCCCGGCCCGCGGCCCCGCGGAUCCCGGCGCCCGCGCUCCCAGGGGCAGGGAUGCAUCAUGGCCACGCUGGCUUGCCGGGUGCAGUUCUUGGACGACACGGACCCUUUCAACAGCACCAACUUCCCCGAGCCCAGCCGGCCGCCGCUGUUCACGUUUCGCGAGGACCUCGCUCUCGGCACCCAGCUGGCUGGGGUCCACCGGCUGCUGCGGGCGCCGCACAAGCUCGAUGACUGCACGCUGCAGCUCUCCCACAAUGGCGCCUACCUGGACUUGGAGGCCACCCUGGCGGAGCAACGGGACGAGCUGGAAGGCUUCCAGGAUGAUGCUGGGUAA
This is a messenger RNA of Leptonychotes weddellii (Weddell seal), 363 nucleotides long. The record is from RefSeq and is a predicted model, not a curated record. Lineage: Eukaryota; Metazoa; Chordata; Mammalia; Carnivora; Phocidae.